AUGAUUGAAGACGAGGAUUCCACCUUUAGAAUUAUUGUGAUAUUACUCAACUCAUUGUCUCUCACAUUUACUAUUCUUAUAUUACUGUUCAUUUGCAGAAUAAAACAACUUCAUGAAAGACAAGGUCACACUAUUCAAAUUGUACUCAUUUUAGAAUGCAUGUACUCAUUUUUCUUAAUUCUUUCACAAUUUUAUUUUGAUUAACCUGAUGUGUAUGAAACAACAUUUUUAGUGAACACUAAUGGCAAAGGUUGUCAUGCUAUUGGUAUACUAAAUGUAUUUACAUCUUUUGCUUAUUUUACAAAUAUCAAUCUCUAUUCCUUAGAAUCAUUAGGUAUUUUAAGUGCUAGAUUCACUAAAAAUUACAAAUUAAGACAUUUGGCUGUUGUGUCAGCUUCUACAUUUUUUGCACUUUUAGCUUUAUUAUCUAAUGCCAUAGGAUUCAAUUAAUUUGGAAUGUGUUCCCUACUUUCUGAAGGUUUAUUUACAGUAUUCUUACUAAUAUUAACAUCUGUCACCUUUAUUAUAAUAGUUUGGACUUGUACAUAAAUUCAUCGAUUAAGAAAAGUCUUAGGCAAAGAUUUGACAUCCCAAAUUUAAGACAAAAUGUAUAAGGUGAAUUUGGUUUACAUUAUUACUUUCUUGAUCAUUAGAAUAUUACCAGUAUCAUUUUUUAUAUGAUAAUAUAGGUAUUGAUCUUGACUAUCAUAACUUUGGCAGAUACUAAUAAUGAAACAUAUUCAGAUGCUUUCUAUGCAUUGGCUGUUCCAAUGUCAUUAGGAGGAGUAUGUUUGAGUUUAAUCAGAUCUUAGGAACCAACUAUUUAAGAUUAUUUUAAUAAGAAACUGCAAAGAUAAAAAUCUUCUAUUGUUGAACUUUCAAUACCAAAAGUAGAAGUUAGAGCUUUGAGUAAUUCCAAUUCGAAUUUAAGCACAGAUUCCUAAAUUAUCAAAACUCAUUAUCUCUCUUAUCUUCAAGGAACAACAAGGGAUAAUAGUGUAGCCUAUCGAAAAACAUGUUUGGACAAUGAAGAAUUGUAUAAAAUUAGAAUUAUUCUUUUAAGGGUUGCAAAGUUAACAUCUCAAAUGGAAAAUAAUCAAAUUAAGUUGAAAUUGAAAGAAUUCCUAUUUGUAUUCAAAAUAAUCAGAGAAAUGAAUAUUGAUGUGAUAAUACCAACAAUUACUACAAAUUUAACACAUUAUCACAUGAAACAUAUGAGAUAGAGAAUCUUCUAUUUUGAUAAUGAUGCUUCCUUUAAUGCAUCAGAGAUAAUUUGUACAAGCUAUUCAGAGUCAGUUUUCUUAUAAAUUUAAUCAAUUGAUUCAUUAAUGAAAUCAUUUGAUGAAGAAUCAAAUAAAGUUUUUAUUGAAUCAUUGUAGAAUUCAAGAAUAAAAUUUUAAACUAAUAUACUAACUACAUAUGAUGGAGAAGUACUUAUCUCCAUUAUUAAUAAUUAAGCCAAGAGAUAUUUAACAAGACAUUUAUUAUCAGCUAUUUACAAUUUAAAUAUCUAAGCCUAAAGAUCCUUUAUCCCUCCCAUGAUAGGACUCUACUCUAUUGUUGAUGAAAUUAAUCAAUACACAAUCCUUGUUGAGAGAAACUUGUUAAACUUGAUCAUGUUGGAGCAAUAAGGUUUUAAAAUCUAAGGUUUUUUCACAUAUUAGGUUGGCUAAGUUGAUGAAGAAAUAAAAGGUGGACAUGAUAUUUAUACUAAAAUCAAAAUGAAUCCAAAAGUCAAAUAAGAAUUUCUCAACACUCUAAAUCAAGAUCUUUCAAUCCUAAGAGAUCAGUUUUUGUGGGGAUAUUCCUUUAAUGUCAUUUAUUUGGAAGCUGAGUAGAGAUUCAACACACUUCCUUGUAUGUACAAGACUCGUAAUGGGUAUGUCAUUGCAAGUUUAGGAGGAGUUUUAGAUUAAUUCUGGAUAUCCCAUAAUGAAGCAUCUGCCCAUCCAGAACUGUAUGCAUCGUAAUUAGCUUAAUAAAUUGAUUUAUUAUUAUGA
Paramecium pentaurelia is the source of this 2000-nucleotide messenger RNA. Lineage: Eukaryota; Ciliophora; Oligohymenophorea; Peniculida; Parameciidae. The record is from the annotation of a GenBank genome assembly.